Messenger RNA from Branchiostoma belcheri (Belcher's lancelet), 1323 nucleotides. RefSeq lists its product as uncharacterized. The transcript has 3 exons. Lineage: Eukaryota; Metazoa; Chordata; Leptocardii; Amphioxiformes; Branchiostomatidae. Bases 122 to 1132 code for a protein of 336 amino acids. The record is from RefSeq and is a predicted model, not a curated record.
UCAUUUUUGUACAGAAUAACAACAUGGCGACCAUGGAACAAAUGAGAACUGUCAGUGGUGGUUCUUGGCGUUUUUCACGCGCACAGCGAGUCCGAAUGAGCAUGUAGAGAUCAGAGUCAGUAUGUAUGGAUGUAUGUCUGUCGUGGGGAGAAAUAGCAGGCUCUGCCGGACGUUGUUGAUGCUGCAGCCGCGAGUAACGUCUGAUCGGCCGCUUGCUUUUCUACCCGUUACGUGCCCAGGUGUGCCGUUAGCCGGGCGGACGUACCGCCUUUACUCCACCAUUCGCGGGGAACGCUGUAAAACAGCGAGUUAUGCUAGUAAAGUUUUGACCGUUCGUAUCAGAGCACUCUGUAGCGCCACUGACAGACGUAAACCUCCGGGUGACGAUCCCGCAACGGCCGGGAAUUCCAAGGGAACUCUGGAGUACAUCCGUGAUAGUCUGGCAACCAUACAGACCAGCCUUCAGGACGGAGGGCCAACAUGGAAGGGAUACAAUAUUUUCAAGAUUCUGCUAGCUCUCGCUGUUCUGUCUGGCCUGGGAGUUUACCUGUUCCGAGAGGAAGUGCGGCAGAACGUGGCGGAGGAAGUGUCGAACGUGGCGACCCGUUCCAUGGCAGACGAGGAGCUGGUGAGCAGGGCAAAUGAACUGUCGAAAGCCCUGGUCAACAACGUGUUGAAUGAUGACAACAUCCUGAACCAAACUAAGCAGUUCUCCUCCAACCUUAUCAUUGACAUCAUGGGAGAUGCUAAGAACCAGGAGAUAAUGGGUCAGCUUCUGAAGAACAUGAUUCUAACGGUGCUCAGCGAUGAAGACAUGCAGAGUCAAAUAGCUGCGCACGUCAAGACCAUCCUCUCCUGCCCUGAGGUCAGGGAUGCUGUGCUAGCUGUCCUUCAGGAGCUGUUCAACGAGCCCAGGGUACAGCAGGAGGUCGCUGACUUCUUCAAGAGUGUGCUGGCAUCGGACACCGUCCAGGGGGAGGCCACGGAGCUGGGUCGUACCAUCUCAUCCAGUCUGCUGAGGGACGACGGGCUACAGAAGCAGGCAGGGGACAUGAUGUGGGGUGCCUUCACGUACUCAUUCACCCCCACGUUUCUGCCGUGGACCAGUUCUGCUGGGAAAAAGGAGAGUUGACACCCUCUUUCCCACUGUCAGAAUACUAGUAGUACUGGCUGAGUCGGACGUCAGACCUAUUGUUGAUGUCAGCCAUUAAACAUUGUGGAAAGUCUACGCACAUAUUAGAACUGUGGCCCGUUUCAGCUCUUAAGUGGGAGACAGUUGCAGUAAAAAUUAUUUUGUUUCUAGCGCUGACUUGCCACCAUUGU